AUGGAGAGGUUGGUAGCAAAAGAGGUUGAUGUAAGGAAGUGGAAAGAUGAUGGAUUUAGUCCCAAAAGUGAGUUGUUGUUUAUUGAGUAUUUGAAGAUUUCCAAGGUUUGUAAGGUUAGUGACAAUGGGGAUAAUGGCUAUGAGGUUACUGAAGGUGCAGAUAGACACAUUGUUAACUUAAGAGAGAAAAAAUGCACAUGCAGAACAUGGGAUCUGACUGGAAUUCCAUGUCCACAUGCAAUUAAGGCCAUGGAGCACAAGAAAAUGAUACCAAUGAAAGAUAUUCAUUGGUAUUAUAGUAAGGAGGCAUCAUUGGCAGUUUACAAACACAAGUUACAACUUGCUUGUUGGUAG
Solanum stenotomum is the source of this 354-nucleotide messenger RNA. RefSeq lists its product as uncharacterized. NCBI's taxonomy places the organism in Eukaryota, Viridiplantae, Streptophyta, Magnoliopsida, Solanales, Solanaceae. The record is from RefSeq and is a predicted model, not a curated record. Gene Ontology annotation, molecular function: zinc ion binding. The transcript is spliced from 2 exons. The coding region runs from base 1 to 354 and encodes 117 amino acids.